This is a messenger RNA of Epinephelus fuscoguttatus (brown-marbled grouper), 2623 nucleotides long. RefSeq names its product centromere protein S (gene cenps). Gene Ontology annotation, cellular component: Fanconi anaemia nuclear complex; FANCM-MHF complex. The transcript has 5 exons. The coding region runs from base 110 to 478 and encodes 122 amino acids. NCBI's taxonomy places the organism in Eukaryota, Metazoa, Chordata, Actinopteri, Perciformes, Serranidae. The record is from RefSeq and is a predicted model, not a curated record. Gene Ontology annotation, molecular function: protein heterodimerization activity; chromatin binding. Gene Ontology annotation, biological process: replication fork processing; resolution of meiotic recombination intermediates.
GAAAUAUGUGUGUACAAACUGCGUCUUGUUUUGUCUGUUACACCUUGGUUGUGUGAGGACUUUGUUAUAUAAUUGAAGCCGCAGCUGUCGAAAGUUUCCCUGCCUGAAAAUGUCCGUUGAUAAAGAAGAGACGCAGCAGAGGUUAAAGGCAGCAGUCCAUUAUACUGUGGGUCGCCUGUGUCAGGAGAUGGGACAGGAUCACCGGAGAGAGUUCAGUCGACAAGUCAUAGCAGCAAUAGCUGAGACAGCUUACAGACAAUGUGACACAUUUGCUAAAGACUUGGAGGCCUUUGCAAGACAUGCUAAAAGAAGCACAGUGUCUUCAGAAGAUGUAAAGCUUGUUGCUCGUCGCAGUACUGCACUGUCCAUCUACAUACAAAAUAAAAGUGAAGAACUGAACCAGGAGCAGAGGGAUUUGAAAAAGAAGAGCACUGGGAAGAGGAAGAGCAGAGACACUGAGGAGGAGAGCAGAGAGUAAGGACAGGACACAGGCAGGCCUGCAGUGUCUCACUUGUGCCCAACAUUCAAAUAAACAUGACGGCUGACUAACACAUGACAAGAAGUUAAGUGUCAAAGGUGCCAAAGACAUUCAGCUACCAAUCCUACAACAGCAGAUGUCAUUUGAUGUAUCACAUAAGUUUAAUGUACUUUCUCUGACUGGUAUCUGUCCUGGGACUUGCUGAUGUAAUGUCAAAUUACAGUGCAUUUGGCACUGGUUCGACAAACAACAACCUGCAUGAACUGACUCCAAAGUACUGACUACAAGAUCUCUGCUAAAUUAUAUACCUACCUUGUUUAAUUAAACUAACAUGAGUAAUCUAAAUGUUUCUCACUUGUAUUGUUAAGACUGCCAGGCAAACUGUCCAUAAUGUGUACUCAGUGACCACUUUAUUAGGUACACCUGUAUAAUCUGAUGCAAUCCAACACACCGGCCAUGAAGCCUACUUUUACGAUGCCUGUAAUUUUUGUUUUUGUUAAUACUUAAUAAACUAUGACCUCUACAGGUAGUGAUUAGUCUGCAUUAUGUUCAGAGGAGUUUAAGUCUGCCCCACUCAUAUGUAGAUAGGAAGGGGGAAAAAAUUAGAAACACAUUAAUAUAAUCCAGUCCAGUAUAACGCAAACUACAACCUCAGUGUUAAACAUGCUUGCAUUAAAAAUUUCCGACUGCCUACAAAAAUAAGUGGUCCUUUAAUUUAAGGCAAGUUAUAUUUAAUACUUUAAUGCAGAACGAGAUUUAAGACAAAAUUUACAGUUAUAAAUAUUGAAGAAAAAACAUAAAUCGCCAUCAAUUACUUAAAGAUAGUGACAGUUGUGCCCAAAUAUUUAUAACAUAAAACAUAACGUUUGGUGCUGUUAAUGUGAGAGACGUUUAUUGGAAAAAGAUAAACGUUACUAAUUAUUUUGAGAUUUUACGAUUCAUCACAAGAAAAAAUACAUAAACCUAUGUCCCAUGUCUUUACAAUUUUAAGACUUUUUUUAAAGAUUGAUUUAAGACAUUUUAACGCCAAUUAAGGCCAUAUUUUUAAAAAUUAAUCUUGUGCCUUUUGAGAUUGUACGAUUCAUUGGAAGAAAAAUAUUUAUGAAAUACUACUUUCCAUGUCUUCACAAUUUUAAAGACUUUUGAAAGAUCAAUUUAAGAUAUUUUAAUACCAAUUAAGGCCUUAAAAAAAAGAAGUCAGUGCCUUUUAAAACUUUCUAAAGAUCUGAGGAAACCCUUAAAAUUUAACAUUUUAAACUUCCUGAAAGUGACAUUUAUGACAUAACUUCUGUAUUAAUUUACAAUAGAAUGUACAGGUGUACUUCUGAAGUGGCCACUAAGUGUGUAUGAUCAUCUAAAACUUACCGAACAAAUGCCAUAAAAUUACCUGAUAUAUUAUUAGUUGUCUGACUGUUUAAGCCAAAUUAAAGGCUUAAAAAAUACAGUUUGGAGAGGUAAUGCCACACUGCUGAGCUCAUCUAUUGAAGGAUUUCUAUAGACAGUGAUCCCCUCUAGACCUUCCAUCUAACCUUAAGAGUAGCUGUGAAUAAUCAAAAAGGGAUGAUUCACUCUGACAAGCCAUCAAAAGCAGCAAAAAGACAGGUACUACCCCAUGUCAUGUCUGAGAAGGCCACACACUGAAAGUGUUGGAACUUCCGUCUUCGUCCUUCAGAACAGACUUCAGUCAGGGUUCAAACGGAGACCUCGACCAGCAGAGCCCAAGGUCCCUAGAUAUGUGAAUCGAAUUAGAUGUUUUUUUAUUUGACAAACUGACCCAAGUAAAUAUCAACUAAGCAUCUAUUCAAAUGAACUUUAUUAGAGAACUCCCUUCAUUUGACAUGUUUUUAAACACCCCACAAACAACACAAGAGCUACUGGGAACCAUUGGACACACCACUCCACGUUCUCACACUAUCACUCGCGUCCCCCAGAGUCUUCAGCAGGUUGUCAUCCACAUCAAGUACACACUUACAGAUCAGUUCAAUAACAUGAAAGCACACACCAUACAGCAUUCAAAUCAGAUAAUAUAAGCAAUACAAAUAUUCAUCACAACAUUCCACUACAUUUGAUAUUUCUGCACUUGAUCGACAUACUUAAGAGUAAGGAAAAACUUGCAAAGAUUAAAAAAAAAAAAAAAAAAGAAAA